Messenger RNA from Sapajus apella (tufted capuchin), 2972 nucleotides. It is a transcript of the gene ZSCAN2, whose product is annotated as zinc finger and SCAN domain containing 2. The coding region runs from base 190 to 1650 and encodes 486 amino acids. The record is from RefSeq and is a predicted model, not a curated record. Lineage: Eukaryota; Metazoa; Chordata; Mammalia; Primates; Cebidae. The transcript has a single exon. Gene Ontology annotation, molecular function: DNA-binding transcription repressor activity, RNA polymerase II-specific. Gene Ontology annotation, biological process: negative regulation of transcription by RNA polymerase II.
GCUGCAGUGAACAUAUGCAUGCAUGUAUCUGUAUAAUAGAAUGAUUUAUAUUCCUUUGGGUAUAAUAAACCUGGGUAUUAAAGGCUUUGAGGAUUUCCUAGCCUCUUCGUGUUGACUGAAGUUUGAUUUUUAUACAUUUCCCCCUUAGUUUUCUUUUGUCAUCAUGACAGGGAGUUGAGUAGACAUUGUAUGUUUUUCUUCAUUGUUUCAGAUUUUGAGAUACAGAGUGAAAAUGGGGAAAACUGUAAUCAAGACAUGUUUGAGGAAGAAUCACAUGAGAUAUUCUCGGAAAUGCCUGAAGAGGAAAGCGCUCAGCACUCCGAUGGGGAAAGUGACUUUGAGAGAGAUGCUGGCGCCCAGAGGCCCCAGGGACACGCCCCAGGCAAGGACCUCAGGGAAGUGCUCUCCCAGGACAAGGAAGUUGGCCAGCUCAUAGGCCUGCAGGGCACCUACCUGGGGGAGAAGCCCUAUGAAUGUCCCCAGUGUGGGAAGACCUUCAGCCGGAAGUCCCACCUCAUCACACAUGAGCGGACCCACACGGGAGAGAAAUACUACAAAUGUGACGAAUGUGGAAAAAGCUUUAGUGACGGUUCGAACUUUAGUAGACACCAAACCACUCACACCGGGGAGAAGCCCUACAAAUGCAGGGACUGCGGGAAGAGUUUCAGCCGGAGCGCCAACCUCAUAACUCACCAGAGGAUCCACACGGGGGAGAAGCCCUUCCAGUGUGCCGAGUGUGGCAAGAGCUUCAGCCGGAGCCCCAACCUCAUUGCACAUCAGCGCACCCACACGGGAGAGAAACCCUACUCGUGCCCCGAGUGUGGAAAGAGCUUCGGCAACCGGUCCAGCCUUAACACGCAUCAGGGGAUCCACACCGGAGAAAAGCCCUACGAAUGUAAAGAAUGCGGCGAAAGCUUUAGUUACAACUCCAACCUGAUCAGGCACCAGAGGAUCCACACAGGAGAGAAGCCCUACAAGUGUACCGACUGCGGGCAGAGGUUCAGCCAGAGUUCAGCCCUCAUCACCCACCGGAGAACCCACACGGGAGAGAAACCCUACCAGUGCAGCGAGUGCGGGAAGAGCUUCAGCCGCAGCUCCAACCUGGCCACGCACCGCAGAACCCACAUGGUGGAGAAGCCCUAUAAGUGUGGGGUGUGCGGGAAGAGCUUCAGCCAGAGCUCCAGUCUGAUCGCACACCAGGGCAUGCACACAGGGGAGAAACCCUACGAGUGCCUGACGUGUGGGGAGAGCUUCAGCUGGAGCUCCAACCUCCUCAAGCACCAGAGGAUCCACACGGGCGAGAAGCCCUACAAAUGCAGCGAGUGUGGGAAGUGCUUCAGCCAGCGCUCCCAGCUCGUGGUGCACCAGCGGACCCACACGGGCGAGAAGCCCUACAAAUGCCUCAUGUGCGGCAAGAGCUUCAGCCGGGGCUCCAUCCUGGUCAUGCACCAGAGAGCGCAUUUGGGAGACAAGCCCUACAGGUGCCCCGAGUGUGGGAAGGGCUUUAGCUGGAACUCAGUCCUCAUCAUACAUCAGCGAAUCCACACGGGGGAGAGGCCCUACAAAUGCCCCGAGUGUGGCAAAGGCUUCAGCAACAGCUCUAACUUUAUCACACAUCAGAGAACUCACAUGAAAGAGAAACUUUAUUGACGUGGCCAAGAGCGAAAGUGAGGGGCUAGCUCUGGAGCAGAAGCUGCCACACUGCCCAGCAGUGAUUGAAAGAGCUGUGCUUCCUAAACGCUCUGGGGGUUUUUGCCGGAAUCUUCCCCUUGCUCAUCCUCAUUCCCAGGACACUGUCAUUUUAGUGGUCUGAGUCAAGCCCCGUACAUGUUCAAGAACAGGGCGUAGGAGUGGAAGGUCUGGAAGGUUGGGUCUUUUCCCUCACACUGCGUGACUUGAUUGGCCCCCUUUCUUGUGAUUCCUCUGUGCCUCAGUUUCCUCUUCGGUAAAGUGGUGGUGGGGGGAAUGUUUCUCCAUGUGGAUGGAAGACAGCAUGGCCCACAAUGUGGGCCAAGUACUCAGAAAAGUACUGGAAAUCCAUUGGUGUGGUUCUUGUUUUGCUGCCACUGUGCUGGGCUCAGGUGACUUCCCCACAAGCUGUUAGUGUUCCCAGGCUCCCUGCCCAUGCUAGAAUCUGGGCUUUGAUUUCAGGUCAAGAUGGAGGGGCUUCUCCAGUUCUGAGUCACCCACAUGAAGAUAAAGCCCCUUUCUAUUUCCAGAAAGUGUCAGGAGCACAGAAACAUGAGGAAGUACGGCCUGGAGCCAGUGCCCCAGUAUCCUUUCCAGUGACUAGAGUCAGGGUGCAGGAAAGGGGUAAACUGAGGACACUCCAGUGCUUGCUUUUCCUCUGUCUAGUGUCCUGUGAUGAGUCAGCUACCAGGGUAACACAUUUGUUCUCGUGGGGUCUCGUUCUGGAGUGUGUAGUGAAGUCUGAGAGCCCCCGCUGCCAACCCAUGGUGGAUGGUAACUUCUGGCUCAUCAAGAGUAAAACGGUCCUGCACACAGCAGGGUGGGCUCGUGCCUUUGACCCCACAGAUACAUAGCCCCAUAACCAUUUCUGAAUUAUUCUGUGCACUUAUUUCCCUCUUCUUCUAUUUUUAACUUGAUAUAUGCAGACCUAGAGUCCUGUCGGGUAGCUUUUGUAUAUGAAGAACACUAUUUUUAAAGAAGUGCUAACUUUGAGGACAUAUCUGUUCCCUGGAGAUAUUUGGGUGUGAAUCGUGAGGUUGUCCUACAGGUGUCGCCCUUGAUCUCGGGACGCUAUCAGGGCUUUGUUCUCUAGAUCCUUGCGCCUGGAGAGAGUGAAGACGGGAGUGACAGCUGGUGAAAGGCUUUGCUGUGAAGGAAAAGGAGAUAAGGCGUUUCCAGGAAAUGGGAAACUGCCUCCUCCUACACAUGGGGCCUGUGCUCAGAAUGGGCUUGGUUCUUAUAGGAUGGAUGCUCAGUAUUCCCUAAUAAAGUUCCAUUAUUUU